CUCCUAAGAGCCACAGAGGACAUUAUGCAACUGCUUGGUUUGGUGGAGGUUUAGGAGAUUUUCACGCGCGCUUCCGAGCGCAUCAGCACCGUUUAAACAGUUUGAAGUGUCCAAGUUAAAAACAACAAAUGAUACAUUUGAGCUCACCUUGGCCAGCCUGUCCGCGCACAAUCACACAGCACGAGUUCAGUCAUGUAGUUUCACUGGCAUUAAUAUCUCACAUUAUUUGCAUUAAGUGCAUUUAUGAAAACAACAUCAACAAAUAAACUUGAACUGAGGGGACGUGUUCUCUCAGACUGACAUGCAGUAAUUACAGGGUUGUUCAGGGGGAGCAUGAAACAUGACUCCUCCACAGUAAGAGGUGUUUUUAACGGAGGAGAAUCAUUCGAUACAAAAGCGGUGGCGUGAGCCCUGGAGACGUCAGCAGUCCCCGCCUUGAAUUAUAAGAAUCAAUUGUUGGAUUCCCCCCCCCCGAUAUCAGAACAGAUGUUUGGAGGCGUCAUCUGGCUGUCAGGACACUCAGGACGCGCGGCUGUCGGAGAUACCAACACAUCUGGGUAACUCGGACUGAGAUGAAAAGUCUCAUCAGUGGAUUUGUGUGAUUGAAUAGUUAUCGCGACCAUUUCACUGGAAACGGUCCCACAGCUUUGAAGAAUGCGUCGCACCUCGUGCUGGAUUGGCUGGGCGCUGUGUUUGUGCGCAUCUUUGGCAGUGAGCGCGCAGGAUUACCCCGAAGAGGACGAGAUCAACCUGGAUUUGAUCCGCGAGGACGGGAUUCAGGCUGAAACCAGAACCGAGCCCGCUGCUGAGUUCAUCAGGUGCAACAAGGCAGCGUGGCGCAUGCCUGGUCAGUACCUGGUCAUGCUGCAUCCGGGAACGCACGAGUCUCACGUGCAGAGGACCAUCAAGAGACUGAGAGCCAAAGCAGCCAGAAGAGGCUACCUGGUGGAGAUCGUGCAGACUUACUCAGGAGCUCUGCACGGCUUCCUGGUCAAGAUGAACAGUGACGUCCUUCACCUGGCGAUGAAGCUCCCUCAUGUCCACUACAUAGAGGAGGACUCGUCCAUCUUUGCUCAGAGCGUCCCCUGGAACCUCCAGAGGUUACUGCAACCUCAUGGCGGCAUUUUUGAAAAUGGAUCAUACAGGCCACCCAAUGAUGGAGGGCGGGCCGAGGUGUACCUGAUGGAUGGCAAUGUUCAGAGUUCUCACAGAGAGGUUGAAGGACGAAUGCUCAUCACAGACUUCAACAAUGUCCCCGAGGAAGACGGAGUCAGGGUUCAUAGACAGGCCAGUCAGUGCAACAACCACGGCACACACGUGGCAGGGGUCGUGACUGGGUCGGACUCAGGUGUUGCUCAAGGCGCUGGUGUUAAACUGGUCCGUGUGCUCAACUGUCAGGGGAAAGGGACCGUGUCAGGAGCUCUGGCGGGUAUGGAGUAUAUCCGGGCAACAUUACUGGCUCGUCCAGUGGAUGCUGUGGUUGUAUUACUGCCUUUCAUUGGUGGUUUCAGCCGGACAUUAAACACAGCCUGUCGGGACAUGGUGGCUCGUGGAGCUGUGGUCAUCGCUGCAGCGGGAAACUACAGAGAUGAUGCCUGCCUUUACUCACCUGCUUCAGAGCCUGAGGUCAUCACGGUGGGAGCAGUUAACUCAGCAGACCAGCUCAUGUCACAGGGAGCGGGUGGCACCAACUUCGGCCGUUGUGUUGAUCUGUUUGCACCUGGCGAUGACAUCGUUAGUGCCAGUAGUGAUUGCAGCACCUGUUUUACCUCCAGUAGCGGAACCUCCCAGGCUGCUGCACAUGCUGCGGGUAUAGCAGCAGUGGUCCUGUCGUCCAAUCGGAACAUGUCACCGGUGCAGGUCCUGCAGAUCAUGCUGCAUUGUUCCAUCAGCAACACAAUCAACUUCCUCUCUCUCUCUGACACACAUCGUAUCAUUACUCCAAAUCUGGUAGCAGCCAUGCCACCUACCAACAGCACAAAUGGGGAGCUUCUGUGUCGGUCAGUGUGGUCAGAGAGGUCAGGGGUCAUGAGUACUGACUGGGUUAUCAGUCGCUGUCGUCUGGGGGAGGAAAUGAUGAGCUGUAGCAGCUACGCUCCUGACGGAGUCCACGCUGGAGAAAUGAUUAAUGUGAACAGCGGGCAGAUGGAGUGUGUUGCCUACAACAGUCCGGGUGGUAAAGGUGUGUAUGCUGUGGCACGUUGCUGUGUGAUAGAUGGUCUGCGGUGCCAAGUCCAUGCUAGUGCCAAGCCAGGGCAAGAUGCCGAGUGCGUCGGCCCACAGCACCGCCUGACAGGCUGUACAACUUGGUCCACCGCUGAGAUCUUUUCUGACUCCCGUCCACAUUACGGUGAUCGGAAGCGUUGCAUUGUGAAAGACAGGGUGACGUCACAUGCCGUGUGCUGCCACGCUCCAUCUCUGGAGUGCCACCUGUUAGAAAACACGUCAGCUGAUAAAGAUCAGGUCGAGGUGUCCUGUCCCUCUGGGUGGACUCUGACAGACUGUAGUGCCAUGUCUCAGGGUUCUGCUGUCUUGGGGACAGGUGCUGCAGGAAACAGCUGCCGUGUGCACAGCGCCACAGGAGCUGCUGGAGCGGCAGGCAUUGCUGUCUGCUGUCGUGUCAGACCGCCCGAGCAGCCCGCCACAACUCCUCUCUGAUGUGGUCGCAAACCACUUUCAAAUGUCUCCACUCCACAUGUCAUCUUUGUAUUUCAUCAGUAGCUGUAAGCCCUCCCGUGAAGCUGUUUGUGAGUGUUUCAGUUUUAGGGUUAGGUCAAAGUAUGCUCCAGCAGCACAUAUAUGUGGCACCUUACAGUGAGCUACUGUCUUGUUAGCUAUUUUAAACCAUAUUCAGUUUGUGAAAUGUAACCAAAUAUUUUUGUAUCUUUUACAAAACAAGUCUACUAAAAAGAAGUUUCAUGAACGUUCA
Molecule: messenger RNA, 2929 nt
Organism: Scatophagus argus
Lineage: Eukaryota; Metazoa; Chordata; Actinopteri; Scatophagidae
Gene: pcsk9
Product: proprotein convertase subtilisin/kexin type 9
Exons: 12
Coding region: 655-2658 (667 amino acids)
Biological process (GO): proteolysis
Molecular function (GO): serine-type endopeptidase activity
Source: RefSeq, a predicted model, not a curated record